Molecule: messenger RNA, 726 nt
Organism: Paramuricea clavata
Lineage: Eukaryota; Metazoa; Cnidaria; Anthozoa; Malacalcyonacea; Plexauridae
Source: the annotation of a GenBank genome assembly
AUGGAGUUUAAUGUUGAAAAAUGUAAGGUGUUGAGGGUUGUUAGAACACGUACAAUAUAUGAUAGGCAGUAUGCUUUAGGCUCCUCGCAUUUGUCGGUUGUUCAAAGCGAAAAAGAUUUAGGUGUGUGGAUUUCUGAUACUUUGAAUUGGAAUAUUGACACAGAUAAUAUAGUUGCUAAAGCCCAGAAAAUGUUAGGUCUAUUAUAUCGAACCUUAAAGGAUAUUGAUGAAAACAGUGUGAAGCGUCUGCUUUAUUUUGCUUGGGUGAAGCCAACUCUUGAAUAUGCUAGCCCAGUAUGGUCUCCUUAUAAGAAACGGAAUAUUAAUAAAAUUGAAAAGGUGGAACGUAGAGCUUUUCGUCUGAUCCUAGGUCAUGAAGUUGAUUAUAAAUCUAGACUAGAAAAACUUCAUCUUCUACCUUUGUAUAUGCGUAGAGAAAUCACAGAUCUUGUUUUUCUCUUUAAAAUUAUACAUGAGUUAGUUGAUAUACCAGGAGGUUUCCUUUCUUGGAAAAAUACGUGUCGCUCUUUGCGCAACAGUGACGACAUGACACUUACAGUGCCUUUUGCACGCACAGAUGUUUUUAAGCUCUCAUAUUUCGUUCGUGUUACACGCUUAUGGAACUUACUUCCUUACACAUUGCGUUCUAUUCAGCAUCUGUCGUACUUUAAGAAACAACUUACUCUAUAUUAUUUUAAACUUUUCCCUUCUGCUUUCAAUCCUUAA